AACCAGUUUCACUUUCCGACUCUCAUCGCAACUAGUAGGCUAGCCUACCAGAAGUGUAUCUCGGAAAACUAUCAAUGUGAAACGCAUGUUAAGAGUCUGCAAUUAUGGCCAUGGUGCUGGAUAUAAAUAUGAAGUCAUCCGACCUCAUCAAGAAAGAGCCAUUGGACUACGGGGGAUUUGGGGAGGUCUAUCUCUGCUAUCACAAAACACUUGGCCAAGUAGUCAUGAAAACUGUGUACACAGGUCCACCGCGAAACGAAGGUCAUCGCCAAUCUCUGUUGGAUGAGGGCAGUUUGAUGAAGAGACUGAAUCACGAGAGGGUGGUCAAGUUGCUGGGCGUGAUCCUAGAGGAUGGGGACUACUCUCUGGUCAUGGAGCUCAUCCCAAAGGGCAAUCUGCUGAACAUGCUGGAGGAGGUGUCUGUUCCACUGUCCAUCAAAGGAAGAAUUAUUGCAGAGAUACUUGAAGGCAUGGUGUACUUAACAGGGAACCGUGUCAUUCACAAAGAUUUGAAGCCAGAGAACAUAUUGGUGGAUGAUGGCUUCCAUAUUAAGAUUGCAGACCUGGGUUUAGCCACUUGUCAGAUGUGGAGCAAGUUGACCAAGGAGGAGUCUCGCAGGAAGAGCCAAUCAGGUCGUGGCGGCUGUGCGCGUGGGGCAGGCACCCUUUACUACAUGGCCCCUGAGCACCUGGAGAGCAUACACACCCGCUCCUCCGAGAAGUCGGACAUCUAUAGCUUUGCCAUCGUCGUCUGGGUAAUCCUGACCAACAGCGAACCAUAUGAGAAUGCUAGGUCUGAGGACCAUAUCUGUCAGUGUGUGCGCAAGGGGGAUCGGCCAGAAGAAGAGAGAAUUCCAGAAGACACGCCGCAAGAGAUCAUCUCGCUGAUGAAGCAGUGUUGGGACCAGGACCCUCUAAAGCGCCCAACCUUCAAAGAGGCUUACGAGCAGUUCCUCCCCUUCUACAAAGAGCGCCUACAGAAUGACGUGGAGAGGGAUAUUCAGAAACUCAAGGGCUUGUACACUGGCCCAAAGGAAUUGGUGGAGAAGAUGAAAUUUCUCAGAAUGAGGCACCCCGACCUGAUCGCACCCGAAAAGCACAAUAUGGCCACUCAUGCCACUGACACCCCAUUAUCUCUGCGGAGCUCCGAGAUGGCUCCUGUGGAGGCCAGCAUCGAGGACCUGCACUUCAGUGCCGUGGGCCCUGAGCCGAGCCUACAGGUGGACGCGUCCCCGGUCCUGGAGCACAAACUGGCCCAGGAGCUGAACUACCACAAGCACGGCAGCUACAGCCAGUUUGACCAGCCCGAGAGUGGGCACUGCCAGCCGCCAUCACAGCCACCGAUUCCCUCGUACAGCACGCCUGCCGCCGCCUACAUGCUGCAACAGCAAUCACCGCCAAUGCCCACCAACGGUCGCUGGUACUGCCAAGAGUCAUCCUCUGUCAAUCCGUGGACCAAAGCUGACACCACCCCGCAAAGCCCAGAGGACAAUUCCAUGGCUCGCUCUAUUGGUGGAGGAGCGCUGGAUGCAAGGUACCGGAGCCAGAUGUCAGGAGGGAGUGCGUAUUCUGAUCAGCACCCCCCCAUGGAGCGGAAUAUGUCCUGCCCCAACUACCCUGUGCCGGAGUCAGAUUACAUGCCUGGCAAUAUGCGAGGUAACGUCGGACGAAUGCAUUCCCAAGAAGGUGGCCUUCACAUUGUUGGGGGCCGUGCCAUCCAAAUUGGGGACGGUAACACAAUGAGUAUUGUCUCCCCUGAACCGGCCUCCAUUGCGUCUCAGUCUAACGGAGGGUCCACUAUCCUGUACAAAGAGCUCCUGCAGAAGUACCAAGACCACGCCGUGACUGAGGACCACCUGCAGCUGCUACGGGAGAACAUCGCCAGCAACUGGAAGCGAUGCGCCCGGCGCCUGGGCCUGACCGACGUGGAGGUGGACACCAUCGACCACGACUACAGCCGCGACGGCCUGAGCGAGAAGGUGCACCAGAUGCUGGAGCGCUGGCGCAUGAAGGAGGGCAGCGUGGGCUGUACAGUGGGCCGCCUCUACAGGGCGCUCAGCGACUGCGUCAAGGUGGACCUGCUGCACCGCCUGCUGCACACCUGCCGAGAGAGCACGGCCCCAUGAGUGACCGAAGAAAGGAGCCGUCCCCAGACAGGCGACUGAAACAUCUGUCAAUCUGCCAAGCACCCACUGGCUUCACAACAGACAUCAACUUUAUUUGUGAGACAUUCUCAAAAGAGCCCAAACAAAUGAGUACGAUGAAUGAUGAAUGAAUGAAUGAAUGUUUUAUAUAACUACAUGCAAAGCUCCUACCUGGCCCCCAGUCUCAUGGUCUUGCCUGUAUCGUGGCCUCCUUUACCUCUUUGUUUGGAUGACGACGGAAUGACAACAGAGCAGUGUCUCACCAGAAAACACCAAAUCAAAACAGUUUGGACCAUGUUGGUCCAAUAGUGCUGUCAUUUAACUGAUGAGGUACUAAUGAUGAGGAUCUGGUUCAGUAGGUUUGACAGGUCAAAUUGUUUUAUUGAAUUGUAUCAUAAACUGUCAAAAUAAUGUCAAGUUAUUGUCAAGUUAUGUUUAAAGGGAUAUUCCACCAUUUGGGGAAUUACGCUCAUUUUCAACCUCCCACCCGGAACAUGAGCAUAAUUCCCCAAAUGGUGGAAUAUCCCUUUGAAACUAGGGUUGCAAGGAACAAUUUGUUUGAUAUUUGAUUAAUCUGUAGAUAACCAGAGCAGUUUGCGCCAAUCAAAUCAUCUUGGCGGGCUUUAUAUGGUGAUGGACAGAUGAGCAACGGUGCCUAGUCAUGUCACCUGAGCACGCUUGAGUUGAUUUUGUUUACACCAAAAAGGCUGUCUCUAUAGAAGCUAGACAUGGAGAUUUCCUUAUGCGUCUGUUGUGCAUCUGUUGAGGGAACAGCGAUUAAGGCAUUUAUGGAGAAGGAUGUUUUGACUGUCCUCCCUAUAGUAUUCACAUACUGUAUUUUGUUGCUCUGAUUGGUUAGGUCUAUCCAAUUGUGUGCAGAGGCAUUUUUCCCCUGUUGAAACCCGCCCCAUAAUCACAUCCCAAUGGUGUGGUACCAGAUUCAAAUUCUAAAUAGAAUUGAGGUGGUGUUUAGACGACAACGAACACGAUGCAGUGAUAUUUUUCUGCAUUUCUGCUCAAGCACACGUUAUAUUAUACACGGGUUAGUGUAAACGAAAACUUUUCUGAAAACUGACAGAUGUGCACAAUGUUAUUUUUUAAAACGGAGAGGGUGAAAUGUCCGUCAGGCUACAUGUAGUAUGUUUUUUUUUUUGCACAGAUUUAUAAGAACUUGUGAAAAUUGGCAUCUUGUAAACAUUGCCUUUAGUACAAUAGGCUAUGUCAGAAAAAGGCAAUGUCAGAACAUUUUUUAUUUAAUUCCCUGGCCAUGUCCUUGUGGGAAUUAACCUAGAAAACUGUGAAAAAAUGCAUAUUAGUCUAAAAGAUUGAUCAUGAAUUUUCCAGAUAGGUAUUGAAUUGACUACUUUAUUGAUUAGAUCGAUCAAUUAAAUUAUUUAUUUUUGCACAUCCACAAACACAACAGAAGUGAAGUCCUACAAGCCCCUCUGCCAUGUAUAGAAGCACACACGCGCUGUAUUGUUAAAUCGCAAAGAGCCUAUAAAACAAAAAAAAAAAAAAAAAAAAACAUGGAGAAUCAUGGUGUCAUUGUAAUGCUGGCCUUAGUUAUUGUUGGACAUGCAUGCCAGUGGUUUGCUAUGUGAGGGACAACUAUAGCCUCAUAUUUGUUAAAUGUUGUCUUAUUGUAUGUUGUUUUCAUGUUUUAAACUUGUCCACUGGAGGAAACUAACAAAAAUAUUUUUUAUAUGAUACUAAACCCAACAGGCUCAAGAA
Messenger RNA from Alosa alosa (allis shad), 3875 nucleotides. RefSeq names its product receptor (TNFRSF)-interacting serine-threonine kinase 1, like (gene ripk1l). Lineage: Eukaryota; Metazoa; Chordata; Actinopteri; Clupeiformes; Clupeidae. Gene Ontology annotation, biological process: signal transduction; protein phosphorylation. The transcript has 11 exons. Gene Ontology annotation, molecular function: protein binding; ATP binding; JUN kinase kinase kinase activity. Bases 105 to 2126 code for a protein of 673 amino acids. The record is from RefSeq and is a predicted model, not a curated record.